Messenger RNA from Platichthys flesus (European flounder), 2257 nucleotides. It is a transcript of the gene slc35a2, whose product is annotated as solute carrier family 35 member 2. Gene Ontology annotation, biological process: pyrimidine nucleotide-sugar transmembrane transport. NCBI's taxonomy places the organism in Eukaryota, Metazoa, Chordata, Actinopteri, Pleuronectiformes, Pleuronectidae. The record is from RefSeq and is a predicted model, not a curated record. The transcript is spliced from 6 exons. Bases 265 to 1398 code for a protein of 377 amino acids. Gene Ontology annotation, cellular component: Golgi membrane. Gene Ontology annotation, molecular function: UDP-galactose transmembrane transporter activity.
CUGUAGUUCAGUUCCGGGACACCUCAGAACCUGCACGGUGACUUCUACUCUCAUGUCCCCGGUUCUUCCCCCGCGUCUCCUCGGUCCUCAGCCCCGCCGCUCCGAGCACUCUAUCCCGGACUAAAACAGAAAGCUCUCCCCCGGUGCUCGCUGCUCCGGCUGGGUCUGAACCGUGAACCGGGGCUAGCUGGGAGGCUAGCGGGGUGUUAGCAGCGCAGGCGGCCGGGAGCAGGCUCGGUCCGCUCGGACAGUUGGAGCGAAGGUAUGGGAGGAGGGAGCCACAACACGGAGGUGGAGGAGAAGACAGCGACCCGGGCCCAGAGUGAUGUGAACAAACGGCUGAAGUACGUGAGCCUGGUGGUGCUCGUGUUCCAGAACGCGUCGCUCAUCCUCAGCAUCCGGUAUGUCCGCACGCUGCCGGGGGAGCGCUUCUUCACCACGUCCGCCGUGGUCAUGGCGGAGCUCCUGAAGGUCCUGACGUGUCUGCUCAUCAUCCUGCUGCAGAAGAGACUGAACGUGAAGGAGACGGUGUUGUUCCUGCUGGACGCCAUCGUGUUCCAGUACAAGGACACUCUGAAGCUGUCCGUCCCUUCACUCAUCUACACGCUGCAGAACAACCUGCAGUACGUCGCCAUCUCCAACCUGCCCGCCGCCUCCUUCCAGGUGACGUAUCAGCUGAAGAUCCUCACCACAGCUCUGUUCAGUGUGAUGAUGCUCAGAAAGUCUCUGUCCAAAGUCCAGUGGGUUUCUCUGCUGCUGCUGUUCGCUGGAGUCGCCAUCGUACAGGUGCAGCAGCAGGAGGGGAACAAGGAGGCGUCGGACAGCUCCAACCAGAACUACAUGGUGGGUCUGAUCGCCGUCGUGAUCAGCUGCCUGUCCUCGGGCUUCGCUGGUGUUUACUUUGAGAAGAUCCUGAAGGGGACCUCCGCCUCCGUCUGGGUGAGGAACGUGCAGCUGGGGAUCUUCGGCAUGGCGCUCGGCAUGCUGGGACUGUGGUGGAACGACGGCCCCGCUGUAGCCGAGCGCGGCUUCAUGUUCGGCUACACCGACAUGGUGUGGUGCGUCAUCUUCAACCAGGCGUUCGGCGGGCUGCUGGUGGCCGUGGUGGUGAAGUACGCCGACAACAUCCUCAAGGGCUUCGCCACGUCCUUCUCCAUCAUCGUGUCCACGGUGAUGUCCAUCUACCUUUUCAGUUUCCACGUGGACAUGCUCUUCACAGUGGGGGCGGGGCUUGUCAUCGGGGCCGUCUACAUGUACAGCCUCCCCAAAGCGCCCGGCGGCGGCCCCUCGUUCCCGAGCUCCGCGCUGUCGCCAUCGUCGGUGCUGCCGAAAAAAGGGGGAGACGAUGAGUUGGAGGCGUUUCUGCCAAAGUUUGCAGGUAAGGAGAAAGGAUCCUGAGAGGACGAGUGGAUCUGAGAGACGUCUGAUGGACAUUUGGACAAAAAGCUGCUGAGCUCCCAGAAUGCCUGAAAAUCUAAACCUGGACUAUACAUUGUUAUUUAAAUGUUCUUAUUAGGGCCCGAGCACCGAACGAUGGGAGGCACUAUUGAAAUUGUAAGUGUUAUUCUGAGCGUAGUAAAUUGGCUUUUUGAGGGCUUCAACGUGCUCAAAAAGUUUCUAAAGUUUGCAGGAAAUUUGAAAUUGGUGAAAAUGUACGUAUUCUGGAGUUUUUGGAAAUGGGUGUGGCAAAAUAGCUCAACAGCGCCCUCUACGGGAAAGCCCCUCAUUUAGGAUUCACCGAUCCUCACAAAAAUGAGGACAGUUGUGUACAAUCUCAAUGUGGUGUCAAAAUUUGAUUACACUCCAUCAAAACAUGAGCUUCUAUAUCUCAGACAUAUUUGGUCCAAUCAAGUCCAUACUAGAAAUGCAAGACCAGGGGCCGUUAGUGCUACAACGUAACCCUAGUUUACUUUAUCUUUGUUUUUAUUCGUUAUAUAUAAGGUAACACGCUUCAUUUCAAAAAAGUUGUUUAGCAUUUCAUAUAUUUAUUAUUGAAAGAUUAAAGUGCCUCAUUUAAAGGGAAAUUCUGACCUCACAGGUUUUAUUCUGAAAGUUUUACAGUAUUUUAAAAAAAGCUUAUAUAUGAUAAUUGUUUAUUUUCUGUUAAAAUACUUUUUUAAAUCCUCAACAGGUUGUGAAUGUGUUUCACCUCUGUGCCUUAAAAGUCUCCAGAGCAGUUUCAAACUGUUAUUUAUCUUGAUGCAGUUCUUUUGAUUUUUAUUAAAGUGUUUUAUCAGUUCUCUAAAAACAUUAAACU